UAGUUUACAUUUUAUUUUUAAUAAGGGUUCAUCCAGUUUUCACUAACUGAAGUCUUACAGAAGAUGUUCUGUGUUACUUGAGUUUAAACGCACCACAGAGUGUGUUUACCUUUUUCUUUUGGAAAAGUAUUCCGGAAACGAAACCCUGAGUAAUCGGAAGUGAUUAUUUGUGAACCAGAAGCUUGAUGUCACCAAGGCCUGGGCGGAUUGGCUUCGGAAUGCAAGAGUAGUGUGUGGAGAAGUUAGCCCAGUGAGAGCUAGACGAAGAACCUGUAAAGUGAGACCCCCUGCAAUAGGAAGAGUAAGAGUCUGAGAGGUUUUUCAGUAGAAGUCUUGGGGUGCAUUUUUAUUGGUGAAAAAAAUGACUACUCUUGAAAGUUUAGAAACCAAAGUCAUCCUUACUUCAUCCCCAAUUCGAGGAGCGGGAGAUGGAAUGGAAACUGAGGAGCCACCUAAAUCUAUUGAAGUUACUCCUGUAAUCCAACCUAUAAAGCAUCACAUCCUUCCAAGUCCACGAAAGAAAGCAGUUCCAUCAGAGAGCCCAGGCGUUCUUCAGCUAGGGAAGAUUCUCGCUGAAAAAGCAGUGGAAGUCGAAGCUGUAAGAAUAUUAGUUCCCAAAGCCGCUAUAACCCAUGAUAUCCCCAACAAAAAUGCAAAGGUUAAGUCUCUGGGACAUCAUAAAGGAGAACUCCUUGGCCAGCCAGAGGGCGUUGAAGAACCCAGAAAGGAACUAUCCGAGGUAAAGAAUAUAUUGGAAAAGCUCAAGAACUCUGAAAGGAGGUUACUACAGGACAAAGAAGGUCUUUCAAACCAGCUCAGAGUACAGUCAGAGGUCAAUCGUGAGUUAAAAAAGCUGCUGGUGGCUUCUGUUGGGGAUGAUCUUCAGUAUCACUUUGAACGUCUAGCCCGUGAGAAAAAUCAGCUUAUUUUAGAAAACGAAGCCCUAGGUCGAAACAUAGCUCAGCUUUCCGAACAGUUAGAACGGAUGUCGAUACAGUGUGAUGUGUGGCGAAGUAAAUUCCUUGCAAGCAGGGUUAUGGCAGAUGAGUUAACCAACUCCAGAGCAGUUUUACAGCGUCAAAACCGUGAUGCACAGAGUGCUAUACAAGAUCUCCUGAGUGAACGGGAACAGUUUCGUCAGGAAAUGAUAGCUGCGCAGAAGUUGUUGGAGGAACUCUUGAUCUCCUUGCAGUGGGGAAGAGAGCAAACUUACUACCCUAGUGCGCAACCUCACAGCACAGCAGAACUAGCGUUAACAAAUCACAAGUUGGCAAAAGCAAUAAAUUCUCAUCUUCUGGGAAAUGUUGGCACUAAUGGUCAAAAAAAGUUUCCAUCAACAGUUGAAUUCUGCAGCACCCCAGCAGAAAAAAUGGCUGAAACGGUUCUACGCAGUUUGGAUCCAGUAAGCUGUACAGAGAGCUCACCUGAUAAUCCAUUUUCUAAGUCUUCACCAACCACCUUACUUGCUACAAAGAAAAAUAUUGGACGAUUUCAUCCCUAUACAAGAUAUGAAAAUAUAACUUUCAAUUGCUGUAAUCACUGCCAGGGAGAACUUAUUGCCCUUUAACAGUCAAGAUGUUGGAGGCACACUAUAGAGUCAUUAUUAUUUGGCAGCUGGGGUUCUUUUGAUGCUAGAAGUAUUAUCACUUUCUAUUUAAAUAAUAUAUAUCCCCAAAGAUGUUUCAUGUACUGGACUCCGGAUUACCCUUUCUUAAUAAAUAUCUCAGGGUAAGGAAAAAAUGAAACUGUGUAGAUAUAUUUAAAAUAGACAAUACAGGCAUUACAGGAUGGUUUUCCUAAAGGACUAAAAGAAAAAGAUUCUGUACCUUUCUUUUAGGCCCUAAUUUAUUAUUUAUCUAUCUUGCUAUAUAUUUUACAUAAGCAAACUAAUUUCUGUACUCUAAAGCAAGGAUUGGCAGACUACAGCCUUGGGUCACAUGCAACCACACCCAUUCACGUACUGUUGUCUGUGGUUGGUUUCAUGUGCUACAACAGAAUUGAGUAGCUACAACAGGGUUUGUAUGACUAGCAAAGCCUGAAAUAUUUACUAUCUGGUCCUUUACAGAAAAAGUUUUCUGACCCCCUACUCUAAAGUAAAAGUAGCUGGCAGGGGUCGGGGAGGGAGUGGGAUAGGAGUCCUUUCCCUUUUUGGUGAUUUUUAGGAGCUACAAAAGAGUCUUAUGGAAAUACUGUGGGUGAAGGGACUACUUUAAAAAUAAAUGCUAUAUGUUAGGAAACUUUUAAAUAUUUUACAGCCACAUUAACAAAUGCUUGAGCAAAACAUGUUCUCAUUUUGGUUUUGUGCAGGGGAUUCCAUAUUUUGAAUGGAUGCAACUUGAUAUAUAGACGAAACAUUCUAACUAUUGGGCUCAUUUUGGCAAUUGCAGCACAACAGGAAUAUCCAAUUUGAUACUUAUGAAAUAUGGCAGAGAAAGUAGGAUCUUUCUAGAACAUUGUUCAAACUCAAAAAUGCAAUUCAUCAAUUAAUUUUUAUGUCAUAUAUAUUAUUAUUUACUUAUGACUGGCUAUCAUCAAACAUCCUUUUAUACACCUUUAAAAAUGUCCACAAAAUGUUUAUACCAAAUUACCCUAAGUGGUUGCAGAAGUGCCUAUCAGUAAAGAAAUCCUCAAAAGACAAAUCUGAUCAAAUAACAAUAUGUUUUAAUGUCAACUUAAUGGUUUUGUUCUGUUUUGUUUUGGUCUGAUUCAUCUGAGUUAUAGUUUCAAGUGGCAAUAAAUUUCUCUACCUUC
Messenger RNA from Balaenoptera acutorostrata (minke whale), 2751 nucleotides. RefSeq names its product basic leucine zipper nuclear factor 1 (gene BLZF1). Bases 362 to 1567 code for a protein of 401 amino acids. Gene Ontology annotation, cellular component: Golgi membrane. Gene Ontology annotation, biological process: Golgi organization; Golgi to plasma membrane protein transport. The transcript is spliced from 7 exons. The record is from RefSeq and is a predicted model, not a curated record. NCBI's taxonomy places the organism in Eukaryota, Metazoa, Chordata, Mammalia, Artiodactyla, Balaenopteridae.